CUUGAAUGACUGAAUAAUAAAAGCUUGUGUUCAAACGUUCUAUUAUCAUAUCUAAUUUCCUAUGUUGUGGUCAUUACCAUUUAAGGGGACAAGAAAUUCUAGAAAUCUAACAAAAUCCCCCCCACCCCCCCCCCCCCCCCAAACAAAUUGAAAUUCAGCCAGAUGCCCCGACUUGUGAAAGUUAUUAGCAUUCCACCAACAACAAAGUUUUGUCUCUCUCAUAUAUAUAAUGAAUAUUCCACUCUAUUCUCACUGCCUUACUGUUUGCAUAAUUGCAUUCUAAAUAGAAAAAGAAACAAUGUGAUUUCGUAACUACCUUUCUGUAGAUGUUGGGUUUUGUUAAGAUCAGAACUAAUUCAUAUAUACUAUGAAAUAUUAAUCAUAAUAAUACAAUUAUCUUUUUCAUGCAGAGGAUACAUGGCACCAGAAUGCAUUAUGGGGUUAUUUAACAUAUAAAGCAGAUGUCUAUAGUUUUGGGGUUGUUUCGUUGGAAAUUGUUGUGGGGAAGAGCAACAUGAAAUUUCGACCAAAUGAAAGUUAUGUUUGUCUUCUUGAUUGGGCUCUUGUUCUGCAACAAAAGGGUGAUUUAUUGGAGCUGGUGGAUCCAAAGUUAGGCUUCAAGUUCAACAAGGAGGAGGCAAUUAGAAUGAUCAAAGUAGCUUUACUAUGUGCAAAUCCAUCUCCAGCUCUUAGACCCACAAUGUCUGCAGUAGUAAGCAUGCUCGAAGGCCAAACAGCUGUUAAUGAAGUUAUUAUGGAUCCAAGCGUAUAUGGAAACGAAUUCAAGUUUAAAGCUUUAAGAGAGCAGUUCGAUCAGAUCCAGCAUGAAUCGAAGGACUCAAUUGGUGCUGAGAGCCGUAAUCGUUCGUUAGGUGCAACAUGGAGGGGAACUUCUUCUACGUCUGCCCAAGAUCUUUAUGAUCCAUAUUAUCUUGAUACUCAGUAAUGGUAGCAAAAUAUUUUCUCCCACAUACAAAAUGUUAGUUGUAAUAAAUUAGUGACUAUUUGCUUCAGCAAUCCACAGAGCUAAGGAACAUCUGCUAUUUCAUUAUAACUGAAAAUAUAAAGAUAAACAUAUGUGCAGCUAGCUUGCUAUGUGGAAUCAAGAAAAUAAUAUAUAAUUUUGUUAUUAAGAGAA
Messenger RNA from Juglans microcarpa x Juglans regia, 1138 nucleotides. Its product is annotated as probable LRR receptor-like serine/threonine-protein kinase At1g07650. The transcript has 2 exons. Bases 515 to 946 code for a protein of 143 amino acids. The record is from RefSeq and is a predicted model, not a curated record. Lineage: Eukaryota; Viridiplantae; Streptophyta; Magnoliopsida; Fagales; Juglandaceae.